AUGUGGGGAUCUGCUGCGGGGGCUAAGCUCCACGGGAGAGGUCGCACUGCCAGAUGGAGAGGCGGCGCCGCCGCGAGGCUGCGGCCCCUCCUCGUCGCAGCCACGAUUCUCGCCGUCGGGGGCCUCCUGGUCGGAGCCUCGCCGGAGGAGUUCUUCUCCAUGGCCUCCCUCCCCCUCGGAUUCGAGCUCUCUGCGCGCCACCGCAGAGUUGGCCUCUCCCAGAACGGCGUCUUCGCCUUCGGGUUCCUCGGUGAGCUCGACAGCGAUGGCGGCGGCGGCGAUGGCCUCCUGGUGGCGGUCUGGUACAACGUCGGCGGCGGCGCUGAGAAGGUCCCCGUCUGGGCCGCCGGCGGCGGGAUCCGAGUCUCCCGUGGCGCAACCAUCCGUCUCUCCGCUGAUGGCAGUCUCCUGGUCUUCGACGGCCGGCGGGAUGGCUUCGCUGUCUGGAGUAGCAACACGGCGAAUCUGGGCGUCAAGUCGGCCUCCCUCCUCGGCAACGGGAACCUCGUCCUCUCCGCCGGCGGCGAGCGGUCCGCCGCCGCAGUCUGGGAGAGCUUCGGUAGCCCCACGAACACUCUCCUUCCGGGCCAGCCCCUCCGCUUCCCUCAGUCCCUCCGAGCUCUCCCCUCCGGCGGCGGCGCCGCCAGCUCCUACAGCUUGACUGUCACCCGCUUGGGGGAGAUCUCUCUCGUGUGGGAGGACAACGUGACCUACUGGAGCAGCGGCGCCAUGAACGCGUCCGCCGCCAUGGUUGAAGCGAGGUUGCAGGCCGACGGCGUAUUCGGCCUCUUCGACGCCGGCGGCGCCACCGCCUGGUUCAGACUGAGCGAGGACUUCAAGGACCCGACGGUGGCGCUCCGCCACCUGAGAAUCGACCUCGACGGGAACCUGCGGAUCUACUCCUGGGUGGCGGCGGAAUCCUCGUGGAAAAUCAGCUGGCAGGCGGUGCAGAACCAGUGCGACGUCUUCGGCUUCUGCGGCCUGUACAGCCUCUGCGGGUUCAACUCCUCCGGCCCCGCCUGCAAGUGCUUGGCAGUGGCAGCGGCGCCAAGCUCCGGCGGGUGCGGGAGGAUCGCCGACCUGGGGAGCUGCGGCGGCGCUGCCGUCGCCAUGAGAGCCCUGGAGAACACCGUCCUCCAUAGCCUGUACCCUCCUCGCGACGCGGAGGCCCUGAUGAGCUCCGAGGCCUGCCGGAGAUACUGCCUCGACGAUAGCUCCUGCAUCGCCGUCACCGUCAAGAACGACGGCUCCGGCCUCUGCACCAUCAAGCGGAGCAGCUUCAUUGCCGGCUACAGCUACUCCGCCGUCGCGGCGACCUCGUUCUUGAAGACCUGUCUGGUCCCUCAGGCGGUCUCCGGCAUGGCGGCGGCGGCGGCGCAGGGAUUCCACGGCGGUGCCGUUGACUCCCGGCGGCGCCGCCAGGAUUCUACGGCGGCGAUCGCACUGGUCCUGCUGAUCACCGCGGGGGUGUUCCUCACGGCGGAGCUGCUCCUCUUCUGGUUCGUGGUUCGCCGGAGACGGCGGAGGCUCGACGUCGGAGACAUACGACGGCCGGUUUCAGUGGCGGAGGAGCUGCAGGUGAAGAUGCUCCACGGCGAUCUGGUGAGGCUGUCGAUCGAAGAGGUGGAGAUUCUCACCGGAGGCUUCAGAGCGAAGCUCGGCCCGACGGUGUUCAAGGGUUUUCUCUCUCAUCGGGCCACCGUAACGGCUAAGUUGCUCACAGGUGCAGUGGUAAGUGAGAGAGAGUUCUUGAUCCAGGUGGUCGCCCUGAGCAGAGCCGGCGGCCACCAGAACCUCGUCGCCAUGAAGGGAUUCAGCUUCGGCUCGGAGAAGAAGAUCCUGCUGUACGAGUACGUGAGGGGGUGCUCCCUCGACCGGUGGCUGGCCCGGCGGCGGGUCGACCGUUGCGGCGGCGGCUGGCGGCAGAGGAUGAACGUUGCGGUGGGGGUGGCGAGGGCCCUCCGCCACCUGCAUCUGGGGUGCAAGACCUCCAUCGCCCACGGGAACCUUAAGGCGGCGAACGUCCUCAUCGCCGAUGGCGAUCCGGCGACGAAGGUAGCCGACUACGGUCUGCAGAAGCUCCGGCAGCCGGCGGCGGAUUCCUCGCCGGAAACCUUGCCGGAGAGGGACGUAUUCAUGCUCGGGGUGAUCUUCCUUCAGCUCGUCUCCGGCAGGGGAGGGGCGGCGGCCGGAGAGCUGUACAGUUCGGCCUCUAGGGCUUGCCGAGAGGGGGAACUGGAAGGGUUCAUAGACGGCCGGUUGAAGGUCUGCGGCAAUGGCGGCGAUGGCGGAGAGGGGAGAGAAGCGGUGGAGAGGGCGAUGAGGCUGGCUCUGUGGUGCAUGCAGGAGAGCCCCAAGCUCAGGCCCUCCAUCGCCGAGGUGGUCGCCGUGCUGGAGAGCUCUCUCUCUCUAGAACUCCCGCCAAGCCCGUGA
Spirodela intermedia is the source of this 2433-nucleotide messenger RNA. The record is from the annotation of a GenBank genome assembly. Lineage: Eukaryota; Viridiplantae; Streptophyta; Magnoliopsida; Alismatales; Araceae.